This is a messenger RNA of Paramisgurnus dabryanus, 5350 nucleotides long. It is a transcript of the gene arhgef19, whose product is annotated as Rho guanine nucleotide exchange factor (GEF) 19. Gene Ontology annotation, biological process: activation of GTPase activity; regulation of actin cytoskeleton organization. Lineage: Eukaryota; Metazoa; Chordata; Actinopteri; Cypriniformes; Cobitidae. Gene Ontology annotation, molecular function: protein binding; guanyl-nucleotide exchange factor activity. The record is from RefSeq and is a predicted model, not a curated record.
ACAUAGGAAUCCAGACUUGCACACAUACACACACACACACACACACACACUUGUGCUCCGUGUCCCUCUUUGGGAGGAAGGACUCUCUUAUGAACCAGACGACAGCUCGCGUCUCCCUCUGCUUCUUUUCCUCUGUUGGCAGGUGUUAGAAAUAAAACCAUAAAUAUUUGGCAGAGGGAGCGUGAGACGGCGUGAGAGCAGAGGACAAAUGUCUGUCUUCUUUUGCUGCCGGAGAGACAAGCCAAGGGGAACAAUAUGGAGCAGAAACCUGCAUUUUUAAGUAGUUUGAACAGUCUGUAGUUAUUUUUUUGGUUUUGAUUAAGUUUUGGUUGCAGUAAGAAACUGAACUGGGUGAAGCUCAUGGGAAAGAUGAUAAUCAAGAGGAACACAAAGAAGUCAUGGGCGCUAUAACAUUUCAGCUUCAAUCUUGUAUGGAUUGGAUUUGCACACCGGUUUUGGACCCCGUCCACCCUGCAGUCCACUGAUACCAAUGAGUACCCAUGUGCCUCCUGAGCCAUGCUCCCUGGCUAUGGAUUCUCUCCUCUACUUGACUUCCAGCCUCACCUCCAAGCGUUUCAUUGCAGAGGCGAGAGCUCUGACAUGUGGUUUCCAGGCACAGUUGAGACCCAAGCUCUGAGCGACUCUCGGGAGGGUAGGCCUCUCCUGCGGCAGCAUCAACACAUUGCCGUGUGCCAACAAGAGACGUUGGCCUUCCUUGACCUUCAACAGCCUAGCACUAAUGGUUUUCAAUCACACACACCAGAGAAGCCCAGUUCCUCCCCUUGUUCUGAGCCAGCAAGAUGCAAUGAAAACAGGCCUUCUGACUGGGCCAAGAAUGGGACUACAGACCCGACACUGGAAGAUUUUGUGGAGGUGGUCCGGGAUCGAAUGUGGACACCCAUUACUGACUUACCUGAGACAGUUUAUGAACAGCCUGAACCAGGAUUUAAGUGUCUCAGUUCUAGAGGCUUGUUUUUGCCUCUCUCGCCUACAUGGGUCCCUGGGGACAGGGACUCAUUGGAGUCUCAGCACCAGAGUUCUCCAUCUUCCCCCACAGAGCUUCCAUCUUUGGACCCAGUUCGUCCACAGAGACGCACAUCCCUGGGAUCCAUAAAGGAGAAGUCCAUACGGCGUAAGAUGAGGGUGUACUCUCCAGACAAUCUGAUUGAUUCGGCUCUCAGCAGCCCUGGCCUGGAGUGCGACUACCUGAUCCCAGGAUCCUUUGAAUCUUUCGUAGAAGGAGGGCUUGGCACGGUGGGUUCUACCAUACCCACAUCUCAAAGUUCCAGUCCACUUCCAGGGCUAGAUGAAGAACUCUCUCCUUUUGCCAUUUCAACCCCUCCGAAAUCCUCCUUGGAUUCUCUUCAGGAGACUACUAGAUUAGAGAGGGGCGUUAUUGAUGGGGGUAGGCAAAGGCUAGGACUAGAGGAUUGUGGGGCUUUGGAAGACCCUGCCCUUAACAGUGAGACCUUGCUGCCACUCCCCCGUUCUCGCUCAGCAGACAACGAGCGCCGGCGCUUCUCUGCCUCUGAGCUCAUCUCCCGCCUGCAACUCUCACAGAGGAAAAACUCCUUUACCCUUAAGCUGGGCAAGUCCCUCUCUGCCCGCGUUGCCUCCCGGGACCGCCACCUGUCUGGAAACCUCAGUCCAGAUUACAAACCCAACUCCAGACAACGUUUCUCAGGGGGAUCAAGUGACAGUGUGCCACAUAGCCCUGUGGGGUCUGCACCACCACUGCCCUCUACUGAUUCUAACCUGCAUGUUCAGAGAAAGAUCUCCAAGCAAAGAAUGAGAAGAGUUUCGGUUGAUGAGGAAGGAGGCAGCCCUCCCAGUAGCUCUAAACGUCUAUCACGUUUCCUGCCAAACUUGAUUUUGUAUCAGGAAUACAGCGAUGUUGCUAUUAACAGAGAAAUUCAGAGGCAGCAGGGAGCGGAACCUGGAACUGAUGAGGAAAGGGUGGACUCAGUCUCUUCUGGCAACCUUUCCCCAUCCAGUUCAUUUCGCUCAUCGAGAGGCUCCGCCUUCUCACUUUGGCAGGAUAUCCCUGAUGUUCGGACCAGUGGACAACUGGACAACUUCAGCAAUGAAGAGCGUAAACUACAGGAGGCCAAGUUUGAGUUGGUGACAUCAGAGGCCUCAUACAUACGCAGUCUGUCUAUUGCAGUUGACCAUUUUAUGAUGUCCUCUGAGCUCUGUGAGUGUCUGGGCACACAGGAGAGACAGUGGCUCUUCUCCAAACUGCCUGAUGUAAAAGAAGUCAGUGAAAGGUUUCUUCAAGAUCUGGAGCAUAGGUUAGAAGAGGACAUUUUGCGUUUUGACGUUUGUGACAUUGUGUUUGAACACUGUCCUGCUCUCAGGAGAGUUUAUCUGCCUUAUGUCACCAAUCAAGCUUAUCAGGAACAGACCUAUCAGCGGCUUCUACAAGAGAAUCCCAAAUUCCCUGGAAUCCUUGCCCGCCUGGAAGAGGACCCAAUAUGCCAGAGGCUUCCUCUUACUUCAUUUCUCAUCCUUCCUUUUCAAAGGAUCACACGUCUCAAAAUGCUGGUGGAGAAUAUCCUUAAAAGAACAACUCCUGGAUCACGAGAUGAGGACACAGCCACCAAAGCCCUUAAUGAGCUCAAAAAGAUUAUAAAGGAAUGUAACUCCAGUGUGCAGUCCAUGAAGAGGAUGGAAGAGCUAAUACAUCUAAAUAAGAAGAUUCACUUUGAGGGCAAGAUAUUUCCGCUGAUCUCUCAGUCUCGCUGGUUAGUCAAACAUGGUGAACUAUUAGAGGUGGACACGCAAAACUUGAGUAUAUCUGGGUCAAAGUUUAAACUUACCACUCGGCCCGUGUACCUUCACCUGUUUAAUGACUGUCUUCUGCUGUCCCGAAAGAAGGACACAUGGAAAUUCAUGGUAUUUGUACAUGCAAAGAUUGAAGACCUUAAGGUAAAAGAUCUAAGCCAGAAACUUCAAGGUAUCUCAGGCUUUAUCUUCUACCUGCAGUUAUGUGAGGGACAACAGCUGAAACAUCAGAUCCUGCUCAAGUCACCCACAGAGAGCAGUAAACAGAGGUGGAUCACAGCCAUGUUUCCUUCCAAUCCAAAGGAAGCUAUUGAGCAGACCAAUGAGAAUGAUGAUCUAUCUCAGGUGCAGUGCAUCAAAAGCUACCAGGCUCAGGAGCACGAUGAGUUGACACUGGAGAAGGCGGACAUUCUUCAAGCUAUAACAAUUACUAGCGACGGGUGGGUAGACGGGAUCCGGAUGUCUGAUGGAGAGAGGGGCUGGUUCCCCAAAGCAUACGUGGAGGAAAUCACAAGCCGCAGUGCUCGUUUGCGAAACCUCCGCGAGAACAUUCGCAUUAAGUGCGUCUCACAAAAAUUGGAGGGAGAGACCCUUUAAGGCCUUAAAGUAUGGUAGUCACUGCUACAUUUGCUUCGCCAAACCAGAGUAAAUUUUUAAGUCAUUUAUUUAAAAUUCCCAUGGCUAACAUUCUAGCUGUACUAGUAAGUUAUAUUGUAUACCUUGUAGAUGUCUUUCUUCUAAAAUGUUUUGCAUAUAGAAAAAUAAAGCUAUGCAUUGCAUAUUUGAAUUACAUGGUCAACAACUUUUGCACUUCAGUUGAUUUUUAAGCAUUGGUUCUGUAGAGAUAUUACCUUUAUGGUUUUGUUGAUAGAUCUUUUGCAUGUUUCAAUACUGCAUGUAGUAUUUGAUGCUGAGCUUUUCAAUCUACAGAUGCACUUUGGUCAAAACGCAGCUGUCACGGCUCAUCAUAUUGGGGGCAAAUCUGGAUAUGUAGGCUACUCUGUUAAGUUGUUUAGCAUAAUUAUAAUACACCUUUUACACAGGUUCAGAUGGUAUGUAAGCCAUAUUACAAUCAUGUGUUUUCAUUAGAUUUCUCCAUAGCGUGUCUCCAAAACAUAUGAGCGAGAGGUUUACACGUAUAUAGGCUGCGUCCAAAAGCUCCCCGAGAAAGGAAGGCAUCAAGGCACGUCCGAAUCCAGUGUUUGCUUUACUUCCUGUCUCCUUAAUCUUGACCUUAAUCAGGUCAAGUUUUGAAGGAUACAUAGAUGUGUCUCACAAUGCUAUGCGUAUGCGUCCACAAGGAAUGUGAUUGGUCGAGCCUGGUCGAGUUCGAAAAAAUUAAAUAGUGGCCACGACAGCACCUGGAGUAAAAUUAUGUUACAUUUUCACUUUUUACAACUUUUGAUUGCAUUUCUAUCGAGAAAUUAGUAUUGUAGUUUUUAAAUAUUCGAUUAGUAGUCACAAAGACACUUUCCGUUAAUGUGGGUUCACACCAGCCACGUUUGAGGCUUCAAAUUCGUCUAGUUUGCCGCUUGAACAUUUUGAGUUUACUCUCUUUAUUCGGGCGUGAAAGCGGGGCGAGAAAUUCUAGUCAUCAAGACAUUCACACGAAAAUUCGUGUCAUGGGAGGGGCUUCUGCAACUUUGCUUGUUUUCUUUAAUCACGUCACUACUAGAGCAUGCUCCUGACUGGUUAAAGCAGCUCGUUCUUUUUCCGCCAAAGUUCAAAUUUUCAACUCAAGCAUUUCCCGUGGCAACUAAAUAUGCGAAUGAGGCGGAAUCACGUCUACCGCACCGCGCUAAACGGCUCAUUUGCCCCACAAGACCUCCAGACGCGCGUCAAUGCAUCUUCACAAUGACUUUACAUUGAAAUCACUCGCGCUUGACGCCUCUACCACGGCUGGCCUGAACGCAGCAUUACGUUACCUAUGAAGGCUGUCCGAAUGCGUUUCCCUGAGCCCACUUCAUGCAAUACUGUAAGCUGCCACUGAAGUCAUUGCCUCACGAGGCAGCUGCCUAAUGCGGCUUUCAGACAUGACACAGUGUUUGCUUUGCUGUGCUAUAAAACCCACUCAUUUCAAUGUCUUGCGCCACGCGAGGACGGUUUGUUGUUGCGUCCACCAAAGCACGAGCACAGCGAAGCAUAGGUUGUGCUCACGCCGCGUUCAAAAUAGUUUAACCGCGUCCUGUGUGAAAGCCGCAUAAGCUUUUGGACACAGCCAUACUCUUGUUUUAAGCAAAUUUAUCACUAACCCAGUAAAGCAAACGCACAAUUCACUAGUGUCACAAUGGAACCAAAUGUUAGGCAUUGUGAAUGAUGCUGCUAUAUUGCCAUUAGUCUUCUGUAGAGCAUCAUUUACUAAAUAGUAUUGGAGUAUAAAGAAAUACAGCUUUAAAUUAAAAUGAUGAACGUUAUUUAUGACAGAGAUACUGCUGUUUAUUUUGCAAUGGGCAAUUUCUUUAUGGUGUACCGAGAUAACCUGAGCAUGUUCUAUCAAUCACAUUUGAAAUAUAAUCCUUUACGGUGACUAUGUAAAUAAAAUAAAUGCAAAUAUUCUUACUGGAAA